CAACAUGCUAAGAAUGGUUGUUAUUAGUGGUGUGCUGGAUUAGAAGUUGGUUCUUUGUAUUUAUCCAUGUUUGGAAUUGUAUAAUCCGUUGAAUUAGUUGGUUCCAAUCCCAUUAUUCUACGUAAUCAAGAAAGUAAAACUCAGUCCAUGAAUUGGGGCUUUGAAAAGUAUUAAAGGGGUUCUAGGAAAGUUCUUGAGUUGCAUAGAGGAAGUACUACUAGAGUUGGUUUUGGUGUGGAAUACUGGUCUUAAAUACAAGACAUGCUGAGCUCAUACGAGGGAGUAAAUGAUGUGUUCUUUGAUUCGUUGGAUUGCUUGUCGCUUGAAGAACCACUUGUAGCAAAAAGAAAAUUGGAGGGUGGGAAAUUAGAGUAUGAAAUUUGGAUAAAUGAGCCACGAAAUGUGAAGGAAAGACGUGAAAGUUUUCUGCGUGUAAUGGAUCUGGUUGAGUUUGCAAAGUCAUCAAGGGUCAAGGAUUUGGAGAGGAUUUCAGAGUACAGUGAUGCUGUCCCGAGUUCUUUAUUUUCAUCUGUUAACAAUGGAGGUGGAAGUAUGGCUUGUUGUGAUAGGGAAACCACUUUUCAAGCUAGUUUUUUGGUUGAUGAAUCAGAACAAGAACAGAACGUAGCUCUUGAGAGAGAGAAUAUGAUAUUUUCUCCUACUGAAGGUCGUGAACCAAAGGAAGCUCAAGCACACUUAGAUGAGUGUGAAAAUGCUAAAGUUAAUACGAAGAAAUUCAAGAAAUGGUGGAAACACCUUUUGAGUUUGAGGAAAGGAGGAGAAAAUAGAUGUGCAUCUAAGGUAUCAAAGCAAAAUAUCAAAGUACAUAAAACAAACAGAAUGAUGGUUCAGCCCAACAAGAAAGGAUACAUGGAGUUUACAGCACUUUAUAUGGGACCAGAAAUACAGGCUCACAAGGGCUUCAUCUGGACAAUGAAGUUUAGCCCAGAUGGUCAGUAUUUGGCAAGUGGCGGUGAAGAUGGGGUAGUACGUAUAUGGCAUGUCACAUCAACCCAUGCCUCCAGUAAGCCUUUCAUGGCGGACGGCAUUAUGGUUAGAAAGAUGGACAAAGGAAAAUUCGGUUUCAGCAGAAAAAACCCGAUCCCCUCACCAGUUAUCCCUUGUAAGAAUUUUCAGAUGGAGGAGUCACCAAUGCAAGAGUUUCAUGGCCAUGCCAGUGAUGUUUUAGAUCUUGCAUGGUCCAGUACAAAUUGUCUUGUUUCUUCUUCCAUGGACAAAACUGUUCGUCUGUGGCAAGUCGGCUGCAAUCAAUGUCUAAAUGUUUUUCAUCAUAGUAACUAUGUCACAUGCAUUCAGUUCAAUCCCAUUGAUGACAAUUACUUCAUCAGUGGUUCUAUAGAUGGAAAAGUUAGGAUCUGGGGAGUCUCUGAUAAGCGAGUUGUUCAUUGGGUAGAUGUGCGAGACAUUAUAACUGCUAUAUGUUACCGGCCAGAUGGGAAGGAAUUCGUGGUUGGUUCCAUUACAGGCACUUGCCACUUUUAUGAAGCAUCAAGUAAUAAUUUCUACCUUGGAGGCAGAGAUAAUAUUCAUGGCAGGAAGAAAACCUCUGGCAACAAAAUAACAAGUAUUCAGUUCUUCCGGGGUGAAUCGCACAAAGUUAUGAUAACUUCUGAAGAUUCCAAACUCCGAAUAUUCGAUGGGGUAGAUAUUGUUCGUAAAUUUAAAGGACUGCUAAAGUCAGGAAGUCAGAUGUCGGCAUCUUUUAAUUCAACCGGGAGACAUAUAAUCUCAGUUGGAGAAGACUGUCAUGUUUAUGUCUGGAACUACAAUGACUUGUGUCUCGAUACAUCGAAACAUGCAAAAUCUGUUCAUUCCUGUGAGCACUUCUUCUGUAAAGGUGUGUCUGUUGCAAUACCUUGGUUAGGCCAGGGUGCAGAUCAGAAGCACUCAGAUAUUAAUGGCUGCGGGGCUCCGUCACCAAGAGAGGGUCAAGAGGGUGCUUCCUGGAUCAGAGAUUCAGAACGGUUCUCUCUUGUCAACUGGUUCUCCAUUGAUGUGUCCUGCAAGGGUUUUGCCAAAUGGCCCGAAGAAAAGCUUCCUUUGUGGGAUGCAGCGGUUGUGGAAGACGAGUGUUAUAUACAUGACCAGCAGCAGCUCUGCUACAAUAGGUGCCAACUAUCAGACGACCUACCGGAAACAUGGGGGUUAGUGAUUGUUGCUGGUGGAUGGAAUGGAACAAUCAGGACAUUCCAAAACCAUGGAUUGCCUGUUAAGUUAUAGGAGUUUCCGCCUGGAGUUUUCAUAGUCUAUUAGUACCAGUUCUUGAUGCUUUUCAAUUUUUUGGUGAACUUACGGUAUAUUAUUAUCUGGGUUUGUCCCAUGUGCAAGCCCAGUCAGCUGCAGACUUCAAGGAAACAAAUUUGCUUCCAGAUGUAAAUGUUCCCAAGCCACGGCGUUGAUAGUCAACCCAUUACCCCUCUUAAAAUGUCGGUAGAGGUCCUUUCUUUUGACAUGCUUUUAAGUCAUCAUUAUUUAACAUUGUCCAUGUCAUCAUGCUUAUGUUGGAACCCUUUUAACAUGGCAGUUCAUACAAUUUUUCGAAAUCUUACAGUUUUUCUUUGUGGAUAAUACUUAAACUACAUAGCAAUACAAAGAAAUCGAAUUAAUU
Molecule: messenger RNA, 2629 nt
Organism: Durio zibethinus
Lineage: Eukaryota; Viridiplantae; Streptophyta; Magnoliopsida; Malvales; Malvaceae
Source: RefSeq, a predicted model, not a curated record